Archocentrus centrarchus (flier cichlid) is the source of this 1552-nucleotide messenger RNA. It is a transcript of the gene usf1, whose product is annotated as upstream transcription factor 1. The coding region runs from base 104 to 1003 and encodes 299 amino acids. The transcript is spliced from 11 exons. Lineage: Eukaryota; Metazoa; Chordata; Actinopteri; Cichliformes; Cichlidae. Gene Ontology annotation, molecular function: DNA-binding transcription factor activity, RNA polymerase II-specific; protein dimerization activity; RNA polymerase II cis-regulatory region sequence-specific DNA binding. Gene Ontology annotation, biological process: regulation of transcription by RNA polymerase II. The record is from RefSeq and is a predicted model, not a curated record.
AAGCUGAAACUGCUCUGUUGACAAAUAUCAGAGGAGGGACCACUGCGGCUCUGGCUGUGGGAGCGAGUGAAGGCGGUCUCCUCGUCCAAGAGCUUCCCGAGAAAUGAAGAGCCAGCAGAAAAGCCCUGAACAAGACGGCACUGUUACCGUCAACGAGGAAGGGUCUGUAGCUACAGCUGAGGAUCCAGCAGCUAUUGCAACCAUUCAAUCUGCUGCAACUUUCACUGACCAGCCCAUUAAAUAUCUCUUCAAGACAGAAGGAGCAGGGGACCAGGUGACCUACAGAGUGAUCCAGGUGUCAGAUGGCCAGUUGGAUGGUCAGACAGAUGGAGCAGCAGCAGUCAGCCUGGUCACUGGUUUCCCUGCGACCACUCAGACUGUCACACAGGCUGUCUUCUCCCAGUCAGAGGCAUUGGAGGGAGACGGCAGCACUGAGACACAGUACACCUACUACCCUGCGACCAUCGCAGAGGCUACCACUGGUGCUAUGGUGACCACCGUGCAGGCGUCUGACACGCUGCUGGGCCAGACCACACCCACAGGGCAGCUUUAUGUGAUGAUGUCGCCACAGGAGGUUUUGACAGGAUCCAAUCAAAGAACAAUUGCACCUCGAACGCAGCCAUACAUAGCAAAGCAGGAUGCUCCCCGGGCCUCCAGAGAUGAGAAACGGCGAGCCCAGCACAAUGAAGUUGAACGGCGGCGCAGAGACAAGAUCAACAACUGGAUUGUGCAGCUUUCAAAGGCCAUUCCAGACUGUAAUGUUGACUACACCAAGACAGGACAGAGUAAAGGGGGGAUCUUGUCCAAAGCUUGCGAGUACAUAAAGGAACUCAGACAGAGCAACCUGAAGCUGGGGGAAGAUGUCGGUGUUCUGGAUCGUCUAAGGGUUGACAACCAGCUACUUAGACAGGAGGUGGAAGACUGGAAGUCCAAGAAUCAGAUCCUGAGGAACCUUUUGCGACAGCACGGCAUUGUGGGAUCAUCCAGCACGGACCCCCAGUGAGAAACUUGUAGUUAUCAGCUGUGUGAAGACAACCAUGUGUGGGCCAAAAGAGUACUUGAAAUGCGUUGGAGAUACUUAAUUCAAGCUCAAGUGUGCAUGAAACAGGAAAUAAUUGAAUAUUGUCAUUAAUAUUCAAAUCCAACUUCUUUGCUAAAUGACAUCAUUAAAUGUUUUUUUCAAUGCUUUGUACAGCAUUUAAAUCCUUUUGCCUCAUAUCUACAGUACAAUCAUUAUAUUGGUUUAGCAAAGCCCUCAUUUAAUGCCUUCCUGCACAAACAUUAUGAUUGUUCAUUAUCAUUAGCCUCCAGUACAGUAAGCUCUCACAUUUCUUUUCCUCUCUGUGUCUGUGUAUCAAAUGCACUCGUUCAUAUGUUGACAGUUUAUCUAUAUGACUUUGACCAGUUGAUGCUCUAAGUUUGUCAUCCAGUUUAAGAGUCUGACUCUGCUUUGUAUUUUUACUGUUUCAUAAAGCCUCACUGGGGACAUUUAUUACAUUGCAACAAUGUAACUAACUAAAUAAAGAGGGGAAGCAUUGCAUUGUAGGUAGCC